UAUGAUUGGGUCAUUUCCUUCAAACCCGGCCCUGUUUUAUAGGAUGAGUGGUCAUAGGUGAGUCAUGUGACUCAGGGAGAGGGUGGGACUCACACCUGACUCAGGUGAGAAAAGUUGUCUUGACUCUGGAUCUUCUAAAAAGUUCUCUUGCUGCUGGAUCUCUGGUUUGUUCUUCUGUAACAAGCCUAAAGAGACCGUUCAUCACGUACACAAAUCUAUUUCUGGACUGAAAGGACCUUGUUGAAGUUGGGCCAUGUUUGGCACUGGGCAUUUGGUGUCUCCUCUGUCUUCUGCGGUCUUCCACUCUUCGGCUGCACACUUCUUCCCAGCGUUUCCCAGCAGGUUGGCCUCACCACAGAUCUUCAUCCCCGGGCCGCUGCUCAGCUACGAGCUCCUGCGCAGUUACCUGCAGCCCGAGCCCUGUAAACAGGCUCUGCUAUUGGCCGCUCAGUCCACAGGACAACAUGCGGAGAAUAUCGAUGAACCCCGGCCAGUGAAGCAGCGGCGAGCUCGGGCCAACUACAGCAGCUGGCAGCUGGAGGAGCUGGAGAAGGCCUUCGAGAGCACCCACUACCCAGACGUCUUCAUGAGAGAAGCCCUGGCCCUCAGACUGGACCUGAUCGAGGCCAGAGUGCAGGUGUGGUUUCAAAACCGGCGGGCUAAAAUGCGCAGGCAGAUGAAGCUCCAGAGUCAGGCAGGAGAGCAGUGCGGCCGGCGCGACAGUGACGACAGACAGGAAGAUUCGUCCAGCAGGAGCACAGCUCCAGAGCUCCACAGCAGCAGCAGCCCAGACUGGGACAGGAAACAGGAGAGAGGAAGCCCCACUUGGUCCAAACCCUCCUCAUCAGCUAUCCACAGCCCCGUGAGCGACAUGCUUCAGCGGCCCAGAGAUCAGGAGGGGUCAGAGAUGCCCAGUCCGGAGGACUUCCGCUGCUGUAGCAUUGCCAAACUGAGGGCUAAGGCCAGGGACUAUGAGGCAGAGAUCCACAGCACUGUGGCCAAGACCAGCAGAGAGAGGAAGAUGAAGACACAGGUAUCUGCCACAGGCCUGGAAAGAGACUGAAACAGAUGCAGCCAUUAAACAUUACCUCCGUAUCACACAGGGCACAUUAAAAAUCCCAUUAAAUUAAUUAUUUAUUAUUAUGCACAAUUAUACACGCAAUGAGGUUAAACAGUGUGACUGAGAACAGCGAAUUUCUUCACUCUGUAUUGUUUGUGCUUCUUAGAUUGUCACAAUAUCAUGUGUCAUCUGUGAAACCAAUAGACACUUUACAAAAUUUCCAGGGUUCUCAGAAGUCAUCGUCAUAGCUGGGUAGACUUCCAAAGCAGUUAAUAUAAACUUUAUAAACUCCUUUUUACCCCAAUAGCAAAAGAGAAAUUCAGGAUGGUGUUGCUACAAGUUAACCAACAAGGAAAAAUGAUCAAGAGAUUGAUUGGAGAAGAGAAACAUGCUGCAGUGUUAAAGUAUUUUUAUGUAAUUUAAUUUCAUUGUAUUAUAGUAAAAAGUACUGUGUUAUAAUUGUACACUAGAUUUAAAAAAAAAAUUAAAUACAAACCCUGUAUUUACAAUAUUAAUAUCUGUGGAAAUGCAUCAACAUAAUCUGUGAAAAGGGUCCAUAGUAAUUUUUUUUAUUUUUUUUAACAAAUGUGACAUUUAUUUACUUUUAGAAUUAUUCUCUCUUUUUACAUAUUAGUAGUAUUUUGAAUGUUCUUUAAUUAUAAUUAGUAGCAAUUUAUAAACCGCCUUUAAAACUAAAUGUAAAAAAAAAAAAUGUGUGAGGUUGCUUGCUUCGCUUUAUGCCAACACUGGACGUUUACAACAGCGUUUUCUCAAAUGUUGUUGGACUGACAGCUAGUGAACAAGAGGAGCUAAAAGAAGCAGCUCGUGGUGAUCUCAUCAAUGGCCAACUCCUCUAUCAGCUAUCCUGUUACCCUGCGUGAAAACACAGGAUGUCUGCAAGCUGCCACAGGCCCUCCCUAAACACAAUAGGGACGGCUGAAAACUGCCUGCCUUUUCUGACAAGUGUGCUUUUUAAAGACUGCAACACACUUUUUAUAUGUAUUUUCCUCCUCAGUAGAUGUUGAUUGUGCUGAACAUUUGUUCAUAUACUGUAAUUAUUGCAUAUUUUUUGAAAUCAAUGUUUAUUUCACGUUUCAUGACUAACAUUGGCAUGUUUGUUUGUUUUUUAAGAAAAUCUGCUAUUUAAAGGGAUCAUUAAACCAAAAAAAGGACAUUUCUGCAUUAAUGAAUUAAAUGGAAUGAGCAACUGCUACAUGUCCAAUGAAUAUAAAGGUCCUCUGUUAUGGAAUUUCCUGUGGGAUCAGAAGAAUCAUAAAGUCAGCUUCAUUCAAUGUUUGUGCAUCCAAAGCCCUUGUUGAAGAGCCCAAAACUGCAUUAGUCUUUAGGUCUUUAGAGCCAGUGUGGAGUAAGAGUGCCCUCCUCUGGGCAAUCAGGUGCUCUUGAGUUUAAGGGCAUCUUGUUUUGACAUGAAGCAGGUCUGUUUGAUCAGAACAGUCUUUACUCUCUUACACCAACAGUAUUGAAGUCUAUGGGGAUAUUGUGCAUGAGAAAUGGAUUUAAUGUGCAACAAGAGCUCAGAUUGGCACAGCUUUGUCAUACUCCGGUUUCUGUCUUUCUGAAGUCCGGUGUCAAGCUAUAAAUGAUCCCAUUGACUCUGCACCCAUCCACAACUUGAGAUGCACACCGUGGGUUACCUAAAUUAAACUUAAAACCAUCAGAGGAGGUGGACCAUCUAAAAUUACACUGAAAACAAUCUCUCUCAGCCUUGGGAAAGCUGAACGGUGAUGGUAUUUCUGUCUACACUACAGUUAUACACUUCUUAUAAUGUUAAUUGCAGGUAUUAUGUUUAUUAAGGAAGGGUUAGACCAUUUAAAGCGAUAUAUGUCUGUUUUAUUAGUUAUAGUAAAACAGGAGGAAUGUUUUUUGGUUUAUUUCCCAGGGUUUAUAUCCACAAAUGAGAUGGGCAGUGUGACCUUGUUAAGAGGCCAUUGUAAACAUUCAUAUGCAGCAAUAAUUUGAACUGAUUUAUGCUGAUUGUUGUAAACAUCCUCUGCAGCCCCCUGUGGUUUCUUCAUAAACAUAUUCCACGUUUAA
Messenger RNA from Carassius auratus (goldfish), 3115 nucleotides. Its product is annotated as paired mesoderm homeobox protein 2-like. Gene Ontology annotation, molecular function: DNA-binding transcription factor activity, RNA polymerase II-specific; RNA polymerase II transcription regulatory region sequence-specific DNA binding. Lineage: Eukaryota; Metazoa; Chordata; Actinopteri; Cypriniformes; Cyprinidae. The record is from RefSeq and is a predicted model, not a curated record. Bases 254 to 1063 code for a protein of 269 amino acids. The transcript is spliced from 3 exons. Gene Ontology annotation, biological process: regulation of transcription by RNA polymerase II.